Molecule: messenger RNA, 1882 nt
Organism: Thrips palmi
Lineage: Eukaryota; Metazoa; Arthropoda; Insecta; Thysanoptera; Thripidae
Gene: morgue
Exons: 9
Coding region: 219-1553 (444 amino acids)
Molecular function (GO): protein binding
Source: RefSeq, a predicted model, not a curated record
GCAACUUUUUUUCUCUUCUGCUGGCUUGUCAAUGUUUAUUUUUUUUUUGUGAUGCCUAAAGUGGUCGAGCUCUAAUCAUCCAAUUUGAAUUUCCGAUGUCUUUGUAGAGACCCCCAACAGUGUUUACUUGUUGGAUGCUCCUUUUUCUGUGUGACUGGUAUUCAAAGCCCUCCCAUCAAAAACAUUUCUUCGUGAAGACAUCAUAACUAAUUGCCAAGAUGUCCAGUGCCAAUGGCCAUUCCUCAGAUGGCCAGGCAUCUGGAGGCACUGAUAGAGAAUCCCCACCUGCAGAGGAUCCGACACAGUCCUUGGACACAUCCUGCUCCUGCACGUAUCGUUCUGAAGUGAAAAAGAAACGUGUGGCUAGUAGACCAGCCAACAGACCAGCUCGGAGCAUUAACAACGUACCACAUUUGAGUUUUGACGAAAACUUCCGAUUUAAUCAUUCCUCUUGUUCUUUAUGCAAUGGUUACUUUGGACCUUGCUAUGGUGAGCCAGUCUGCUCGACUUGUCAUGCAUUCGUAUAUCCUGUGGACCCAGGUCCAAUGUUUUUCUUUAGUGAGAAAGGUGAUGAUGGUGACUCUGGUAAUGAUGAACCUUCUGAUAUGGGCCCGGAGCGUAAUGCAAACCAAAAUAAUCAAGGGCCCCCACCACCCGACCCAGAUGAAGAGCCGAGAGUUGUUGUUCAUGUCUCUCCACCAAAUGUACCAGUCUCACUCUCAAAACAACUGGAGCUGCUUUGCAAUCAUCGAAAUGAAGGAGAUGGCAUCGCUGUGGGUCUUGUUGACAACCUUCCUCCAGAAGUUCUGCUGACAUUAUUUUCAUAUUUGGAUGAUCUCUCUCUAUGGACAUGUGCUUAUGUUUGUAAGAGAUGGCGUCAUCUUCUUAUGUCUAACAUAUCUGACAUGGAUUGGGAGAAGUAUACAACACUCCGGUGGCCAUUAUUUAGACCAUUGUAUUCUGUGGAGGAUUGGUUUAGAACUUAUGGUGUUAUGUUGACUAGUGCACCCUGCAGAACAUGUGUUCAACAGAUGUCUGCUCAGUCGGUGCCUCCUGGUGAUGAAAACUCAUGGCGCAGGAAUCGACUGAAGAUGGAACUUAAAACUCUUCGGACAGACCCACCAGAAGGAAUUGAGGCAAUUCCUUUAGAUGUCAAGUGCUGUCAUUGGCAAGCCACCAUCAGAGGCCCUGCAGAUAGCCCUUAUGCAGGUGGUCUGUUUUACCUCUACUUACAAGUGCCCUACAGCUAUCCAAUGAGCCCCCCAACUGUAAGAUUUGUAACUCGGAUAUUUCAUCCUAAUGUGUCUCGGCAUGGUGAUGUUGGCAUCGACUCAAUUCAACACAAUUGGAGCUUGGCUUUAACUUUAUCUAAGGUUCUCAUCUCUAUUCAAAGUCUUCUCACAGAUCCUUAUUGUCAGGUGUGUAUGGAGCCAGAAAUAGGUUCAUUGUAUAAACAAGACAAGCAGAUGUUUGAGAAUGUUGCUCGUGCUUGGACAUGGAGAUAUGCAAUGCAUGAUGCUCUAAUGCCUCACAGAGACCCACCCUUCCACUGAAAACAAAAAUAAUACUACUAAUGUGAAAAAUACCUGUGUUGGUUGCACUUUUUUGCAGCUUGCAGAAUUAUAUGUACUGUACAUUUUCCGAUUCUAGUUUAUUGUUUUUUUCAAUCAUACAAUUAUUCCGGCUGAAACAUACUAGAAAAUCUGUGAUAUACUGUAACUAUUUUCACAGCCUUUUUUUCCUCCUCCUAUCCAUGUAUAGUGAGGUAUGUUGGAAGUGCACAAUUGUUGUUAAUAGUCUCAUUUCAAGUAAUGUUUUCAUGUUUCAUUUUAUUAGGAUUUGGUGUAUAAAAGGAUUCAAUAAACUCUCUGCAUCAUCUGUU